Cinara cedri is the source of this 327-nucleotide messenger RNA. Lineage: Eukaryota; Metazoa; Arthropoda; Insecta; Hemiptera; Aphididae. The record is from the annotation of a GenBank genome assembly.
AUGCACGGAACAGAUGAUGGAAGAACAGGAGUGUAUCUCGCGUACCAGGAUAUGAAGCGGCAGGCCAACGAUACAAAAGUAUUGAAAUUACCGCAAAUCAAUAAUCCGAUUGAAAACUACAGCGGAAGAACGCCGUCACGAACUUUUCAGGUUUGCUAUGCUGUCGGAGGAUUUUCCUUUGCCAUCGCAGCGGAAAACCGUGGAAGAUUUUCGUGCGUCCGUUUCCCGGUCUCGUCACAGUGUUUACGCCCCACAUUUCUUAUAGGUGUUCUGUCGCGGGGCGAGGUCCAAAUUUUCGAUGUUACGUUCAAUUUGAUCGAGGUUUGA